AUGGCAAGUAGUAGUGGACCGAGUGGAGCUAGUGUGCAUGGUGGUCUUGAUGUGGCAUGGAAAUAUGCUCGUCCAAUAGAAGGCAAUAAGCAUGGCACCAUAUGCACAUUUUGUGAAUCCACAUUUAAAAGUGGUGGAAUUACACGGUUAAAGUAUCAUUUGGCCGGAUUUGAUCCACAUAAGAGUGUAAAGAAGUGCAAAGAAGUACCACCAGAUAUUAAGAAGGAGGUAAUUGCAUGGAUAAAGGAGAAAGAGUCUAGCAAACAACAUAAGAAAUUUGUUGAAGAAAACAUAAGAUCUACAACAAGAGAGGGAUACAUGGGCAAUAAAAGUAGCAAUCCUGUUGAUGAUGAAGAUGACGAUGAUGACGAUGGAUAUGCAUAUCCUCCAGACAUGCACCCUGCUGAGAAAGAAGAUUACCUUGCUACCAUUAGAGCGUCGAAGCAAGAACGGUUUAGACAAGGAGGAGUUUAUGAAAUAGGAAGCAAACGAUUUGCAGGGGGAGCAAGUGGUAGUAGUCAACCGCAAUACUGUUGCACUCAAAGCCUUCGAGACCCACUUCCAUCUCCUCUGGUAUCAAUGCCACACAAGAACACUAGAGCAAAACAGAGAACAAUCAAAGGCAUGAUUAGAAACUCAGCAGAGGUACUUGGAAGAUACUGCAGCAAAUUCUUCAUACUUGAGAAUGUGGCUCCUCAAAAAGCAAGUUCCCCUUAUUUCAAGAAUAUGAUUGUUGCAGCCCAACAAGCAGGUCAAGGAGUAGCCACACCAUCACCGUAUGAAAUAAAGCAUAAGUACUUAGAUAUGGAACACACAGACAUGCAAGCCUAUGUGGAAAAGGUAAAGGAAGAUUGGGGCGUGUAUGGAUGCACCAUCAUGAGUGAUGGAUGGACUGGCCCCACGAGGUUGUCCAUAAUAAAUUUCAUGGUCUAUUCAAACGGGAAAACAAUUUUUUUGAAAUCAGUGGAUGCUUCAAAUAAAACCAAGGAUGCAAAGUACAUUGCCAAAUUGUUGAAGGAUGUCAUAAAAGAGGUUGGGCCGUCGAAUGUUGUUCAUAUUGUCACCGACAAUGGUUUAGCCUUUGUUAAGGCUGGACAGAUGAUGAUGGAGCGGUACCCUAUUUAUUGGACUCCUUGUGCUGCACAUUGCAUUGAUUUAAUAUUUGAAGAUAUUGGGAAGCAAGAGUCGGUGGCUAAUGUCAUAAAUAAGGCUAGGAAAUUAACCAACUACAUUUACAAUCAUAGUUGGCUAUUGGCUCAGAUGAGGAUCUUCUGUCAAGGAGAUUUGGUCCGACCCGGUGCAACUCGAUUUGCGACAAACUACAUCACCAUCAAUAGCAUCUUAAAUAAGAAAGCUGGGUUGAAGCAACUUUUUACAAGUGAGGAAUGGUAUAAUAGUCGAUUUAGUGAAUCAGAAGAGGGGAAGAGAAUUGAAAGUCGAGUCCUUGAUCAUAGAUUCUGGGAUGCCAUGGAAGGAGUGCAAUCCAUCUAUGAGCCUUUGUAUAGCAUCUUGCGAAUUGUUGACACAGAGGUAGUUCCUACCAUGCCUAUCUUAUAUGAUAUGUUUCACAUAAUGAAAGAGAAGAUUUCUAAGUUGAAGGGAAAAAAAUGGCUUCUCAAAAUCAUCAAUCACAGAUGGGAUGUCACAUUAUCUCGUCCAUUACAUCAAGCUGGUAUGUUUUAA
Molecule: messenger RNA, 1683 nt
Organism: Prunus armeniaca (apricot)
Lineage: Eukaryota; Viridiplantae; Streptophyta; Magnoliopsida; Rosales; Rosaceae
Source: the annotation of a GenBank genome assembly